AUGAUAUCGUCCUGCCAUGCAUCCCGUCUCAUCGCACUGCAUCGCAUCGCAUUGCAUCACACCGCAUCGCCAUACCACGCUAUGGCGAGGAAAAACGGAGUUUUAUCGCAUAAAAAGCUGUCUUCUGAGGGAUACCGGGAGGCGGCGUUUGGCCUGUACAAGGUUUGGUCCUUGACCUUUUAUUUGUUAUGGGGUUGGUUGGUAGGAAUUAUCUCAACAUCGAGACGCGGCAUAAAGGGACAUUUGGGAGUCUUUUCCUUGGACAUAUUGUUCCAUUCACCUUCUUCUUGA
Molecule: messenger RNA, 291 nt
Organism: Colletotrichum navitas
Lineage: Eukaryota; Fungi; Ascomycota; Sordariomycetes; Glomerellales; Glomerellaceae
Exons: 2
Coding region: 1-291 (96 amino acids)
Source: RefSeq, a predicted model, not a curated record